GAAGAACCUGGAGGAGAUGGAGACGGUAGGUGAAUGACGCUGAGGGCAAAUAUGUAUCUGCUCCUCUACUCACUGUAGACUGUAAGCCAUGCUGACUUAUUCUGUUUCUUUUCCCUUUUUUUAUGUGUUUGUGAGACAAAGACAGAGAGAUUAGGAGACGGGGAGGUGUGUGAAGGAGGAAUGCAGAGUGACAGCAGCGAGGAGGGAAGGAAGAGGAGCAAGCACAAGUGGAAAAGGCGGAGCCGAUAAUGACAAUGAAGCGACUGACCAGUACCCAAGACAUGCCAGGAAAAGAAAUGUCCCCCUUCAAUAUCGCAUUCAUCUUCCAGCUUCUUACUUGUAUGUCCUGGCUGACUCAACUCUGCAGAAUGUUCUCAUUUCCCCUCUUGGACCACACAAACCUGUUAGUCUGGCUGAGUAUCAGAAACCGUCUCACAACCAAACAGCUCUGUGUGUCCAUCUGUGCCCUGUCUCCAUUUUCAUCUCCGUCUCUCAUACACAGUCAUACACUUUCCGUCAUGACCUCUGGAAUUAAAAGCUGGUUCAUUAUGAAGAAAACAUAGAUAAUCAUAAUACAUCUCAAUUGCACAUUUCAUCUGUGGAGUGACCACCACUUGAGCGGCUGCUGGUUGCUGAUUGAGGUUUGCUCAGAUGUAUGAUCUUCAUGAUAUAAUGCGUUUAUUGUCAUUGUAGUGUACAUACAGUACUCUGCUGCGUCCAAUAAGGCUCCAAACAGAGUUCCAAACAACAACAACAAACAACAAACAACAAACUGGUCAAUAAACAUAAAUGCUGUCAUGAACGUUAUGGUCAGCUCAACCUUCAGACUUCACCAUACACGCCCUGCUGCUCAGGAGAAAAAAUAAUAAUAAUGCAAAUAAAAUACUCCUACAACGUGUUUCUGACAUUAAACUAGAAACAGAGAAUCUCCAUCGCACCAUUUCACGUGUGUCUUUUAUGAGAAUAAAAGAGUGGUGUUGCACACUGUAUGCGGUGGUCUAUGAGAGGAGUCACUCAGAAAGUUCUUCUGGGCUUCGCUCUGUAGCCAACACAGCACUGAUUGCAUUUUAUAUCUGAAUCUUUGGAGGCUGGUUUGCUUUCUUUACCAGGGUUAGAGUUGGCAGAGAUCUGUGUUUACACCAGCUGUCAGUUAUGUUCUUUGACACACACUGCCUCCCUGUGGAAUAUAUCUGUAACUGGAGAGGUUAGAACAGUAAAUCACUUUACUCUGUUACUUAUUUCUGAGAUACAAAAACAUUGUUUUUUCUAGUAACCACAUCUUUAAGGGUAGAUGACAUAGGAUGGCCAAAGAAAUAGGGAUUUCUUGUACAAAUAUGAUGCAAAAUAUCAAAUUGUAUUCUAUUUUUAAAACUGAGCUCUCUGUGUUAUGUCUUGUGUGUUAAUCCACAGCACUCGACCAGAGUGGGGCAUUGUGGCCAUGCUCAGUUUAUUAUAUAUUAGUCCUUCUCCUCUUCCUCCUUCAGUUACAGGUGCCCAUUCAUCCAUCCAUCCAUCUUCUACCGCUUCAUCCUCCACAUGAGGGUCACAGGGUGCACCGGAGGCAAUCCCACCUGACAUAGGGUGAAAGUCGGGGUUACAUGUCAUGUUGUGAGUCCGUCAUCGGCAAACACAACCAUUCACUCUCACGUUCUCUCCCCCGGAGAAAAUACAAGCACACACGGGGAGAACAUGCAAACUCCUCACAGAAAGGCCCAAACUGAGAUGUGAACCUUCUUGCUGUAAAGCAACAGUUUUAGCUACAUGCUCCACCAUUUGGCCCCAACUCUGGCCAUUCUAUCCUAAAGAACAACACACAACAAACUAGAGGUUAAGAGAUUAAUAAAAAAGCAACACGCAUUCAAUGUUUACCACUUCAUUCUCCACAUGAGGGUCGCAGUACACUAGAGCCAAUCCCACCUUGACUUUGGACCACCAAAAUCUUCAGUUCAUCUGAAAGUUUGUACCGAAUUUGAAAGGAUUCUUUGGAAAUGUUUGUAGGAAAGAGCAGUCACAAGACCCAUUAUGGUUCUUAUAAGGUGACAGUGACCUUAACCUUUAAUCUUUAACCACUGAGUCCAAUUUACUUGAGAAGAAUGGUGGAAAUCAAGAACUUUGAAGUGUGAUUAAGCACUUCAAACUGUGGAGGGCAGCAUUACACCUCUCAGUGUACACAGCAUGCCAGAAAUUAUUAUUACUUAAGCAUUUGUUUGCCACAUGUAAUGACAUUUCCUUCAGGUUUUACUGAUUUGCAGUCACAAUAUCAAUUUUGAGAUUUACACCUAAUGUUUACUCAUCCUAAUGUCAUAAUCUCUAUUCUUAACCUUCAUCUCAAGUUGAUGUAAACACUUACUGACGCUAGUCUGCGCUGUGGGCCUAAUAAAGGAUAGACCAACUUAUCUGUGAUGGACAAUUGUCACUCUGACCUGAGCUCUGUCAGGUUCUCGUCUAGAAUGUGGAACCACUGGCGCUCCAGGCUGUAUGUAAAUAUAUGAUAUGUGUGUGUGUGUGUGUGUGCAUGUUUUUUUAUACAAUUUUUUGUGUUCUGUUGGUGCUAUGGACCGCUCACUUUUUGUGUCCCUAAUAUUGAAUUAUUGAAAUAUUGAAUUGUCAUCAAAACAAGCUGCUUUAUUUUAAUUUAAGGAAAUGAUAAUUGUCACGGUGGUUUGUACAGAGUUGAACAUGAUGGUUUCCAAUGGCAGUUCUUAUAGUUCGGAGGUGAGGUGAGUGGAGUCUCUGUGUUUCUCCAAUUGUUAAAAAGUCCCAAAUCCUUCACCCAGUUCAAAGAUACCCAUUAAGAUUAGCUUUUAAAAUAUGUAUCGAAUGAAAAGUGUUGUUAAAGCAGAUAAAAGUGACUUCUCUGGGAGAGCAAAAACAAGUGUUGCUCAACAUUAGCAUGCUAGCCUAGUUAAUAUGACUGCUGUGACCUAUUAGUGAUAAAAAAGUUGACCAACCCAACGCCAGAAACCCACAGAAAGGUGAGGUUUUCCAACACAUGUUGUCGGCUAGCAGUGUUCUUUUAUCGGCAGUAGCUCUUAGCUUAGUUUGGUUGUCUUUGUGCAAUUACGUGAUGACGUCAUUCACGUUUUCAGCCAAUGAGGGACGUGCGCACAUUAAAGGCAACAAAGGCACAUUAAAUGGAACGUUGGGAGUAGUUAGCUCUAAUGACUUCAGUCUGCAAAUAAACAGCCAACUAAAAAAGCAGGAGAAAUCAGCAACUUGCCACUGUAUCAGAAAUACAGUGGCACAGAGUCAAAUAUGGAUUUACUUACUGAACUGGAACAGUUGGAGGAAGCCAUGACACAAGGGCCAGACCCUUUCCAAGUGAUGAUGGAUGAUCUGCUGACAGAGACAGGAGAACCUGUACCUGUCCUUGCUGUGAAGUGUGAGUCCAACAUACCAGACUGUAACCUGGUAAAUGUGGAGGAACUUCUGAGAGAGACAAUCAACCAGCUUCUUGUCAAUAAAGAGGGCAGUGACCCCCACAGACUGGACCCUCUUCAGGAUAUUGUGGAUGAACUGCUGGCAGAGAUGGAUGAACCUCUACCCGUCCGUGUUGUGAAGUGUGACUCCAACAGACCAGACCCUCUCCUGUUGAAGAUGGAGGCCCUGGUGACAGAAACGGUAAAGAGUCCACAUGUCAGUGAGACAGUUGACCCAUUACCUGUCUCCAAAGAGCCAAAAUGUGACCCCCGGCAUCUGCCUUCUCCUCCACCCACUGUCCCUGCAUUGGUUGACCUACAUCCUCAAGCCUUUUCUCCUAACCUCCUCUGUCAAGAGAAACAGGGACGGAACAGCAAUGUUUCUUCUAUGCCCUCUCGUUACAUUCAAAAGAACCUAGUUCCUGUAGGAAUAGUGAAUGGAGAGGCGGUGUAUGCACUUCCACCAGAGGCCUUCACGGCUGCCUUCUUCCCUGCUGCUCCUCCUCUGAUGACCCCGACAUCCCAGAAAAACGAAGGGCAGUCUUACAUAAAGAAGCCACCAAACGCAUUCAUGCUCUUUAGGCAUGAGCAAAGAUCAAAGGUCAUUACGGAGCUAAAUGUCAGGAACUGUGCACACGUGAACACUGAGCUUGGGAAGAGAUGGACACGUCUGCCUGAACAGCAAAGACUCCAUUACUUCAAGGAGGCAGACAGACUUCAGCGUGUCCACCAGCAGCUGUACCCUAAGUGGUCAACAAGGUUUAAUUAUGGCAAAAAGAAAAGGAGGGUUAUGGGGAAGUGUCUCACACCUGCCUAACCUCACUGCCUUGACCUGCUGUACCUAUGCUGUCAAAUCUUCUGUAAAAUGUCUU
This is a messenger RNA of Solea senegalensis (Senegalese sole), 4291 nucleotides long. RefSeq names its product transcription factor 7-like. The record is from RefSeq and is a predicted model, not a curated record. Gene Ontology annotation, molecular function: DNA-binding transcription factor activity, RNA polymerase II-specific; RNA polymerase II cis-regulatory region sequence-specific DNA binding. Gene Ontology annotation, cellular component: beta-catenin-TCF complex. Lineage: Eukaryota; Metazoa; Chordata; Actinopteri; Pleuronectiformes; Soleidae. The coding region runs from base 3256 to 4236 and encodes 326 amino acids. The transcript is spliced from 2 exons. Gene Ontology annotation, biological process: regulation of transcription by RNA polymerase II; canonical Wnt signaling pathway.